AGAAUCUUGAAAACAUACAAAUGAUGAGUAAUUAGCGAAGAAGAAACUGGCGUGAAUUAGCAGCAACAACCCUAAGAACCAAAAGUGGGGGACCGGAAUAUCGAAUUACGUUAUCCACAGUGUCACUAAGUACAGAACAAAAUAUCUUUACCUCUCUGAUAUAUAUUUUUUCUUUUGGAAAGAAAUUGUUGAAUAUUCAUUCUUGAUAAAUCGAUCUGAAUUCUGAGUGAAUUCGUCAGAAAUGGACACUGCCCAAGAAGCUCAGAACAGAGAAGCUUUCCGGCAAGCUGUGACUAAUACCCUCGAACGCCGUCUUUUUUACAUACCCUCUUUCAAGAUCUAUCGUGGGGUUGCUGGCCUUUACGACUAUGGUCCUCCUGGAUGUGCCGUUAAAUCCAAUGUCCUCGCCUUCUGGCGCCAGCAUUUUGUUCUUGAGGAGAACAUGUUAGAGGUUGAUUGUCCAUGUGUUACGCCUGAGGUUGUGCUAAAGGCGUCAGGUCACGUGGAUAAGUUCACCGAUCUUAUGGUGAAAGACGAAAAGACUGGCACUUGUUAUCGUGCUGAUCAUCUGCUCAAGGACUUUUGCAAAGACAAGCUUGAGAGCGAUCCUAAUCUUCCUGCUGAAAAGGCUGCGGAAUUCAGGCAUGUACUUGCUGUUUUGGACGAUCUUUCUUCUGAAGAGCUCGGUGCUAAGAUUAAGGAAUAUGGCAUUACUGCUCCAGAUACCAAGAACCCUCUUUCUGCUCCUUAUCCUUUCAACCUCAUGUUCCAAACCUCAAUUGGGCCAUCCGGCUUGAGUCCUGGUUUCAUGCGUCCAGAGACUGCUCAAGGCAUUUUUGUCAACUUCAAGGACUUGUACUAUUACAAUGGAAAUAAGCUUCCUUUUGCGGCUGCACAGAUAGGCCAAGCUUUUAGAAAUGAGAUCUCACCACGUCAAGGUCUCCUGAGAGUCCGUGAAUUUACACUGGCUGAGAUUGAGCACUUUGUCGACCCGGAGGAUAAGUCUCAUCCAAAAUUUCCUGAUGUUGCAAAGCUGGAGUUCUUGAUGUUCCCAAGGGAAGAUCAGGUGGCUGGAAGAUCAGCAAGGAGAAUACAUCUUGGUGAAGCAGUUGCUCAGGGAAUUGUCAACAAUGAAACUCUUGGAUAUUUUAUAGGAAGAGUAUAUCUAUUUCUUACUCAUCUUGGUAUUGACAAAGAUCGGUUACGGUUUCGUCAACAUCUUGCAAACGAAAUGGCACAUUAUGCUGCAGACUGUUGGGAUGCUGAAAUUGAAUGUUCCUAUGGAUGGAUUGAAUGUGUUGGUAUAGCUGAUAGAUCUGCCUAUGACUUGCGUGCUCACACGGAUAAAAGUGGUGUGCCUCUUGUGGCCCAUGAAAAGUUUCCAGAGCCCAGGGAAGUAGAGAAGCUUAUCAUAAUUCCAGUGAAAAAGGAGCUGGGUCUUGCUUUUAAGGGUAACCAAAAGAUGGUGGUUGAAGCACUGGAGGCUAUGGGUGAAAAAGAAGCAAUGGAAAUGAAAGAGACAUUGGAGUCUAAGGGGGAAGCCGCAUUUAAUGUUUGCACGCUCGACAAGGUUGUCACUAUAAACAAGAAUAUGGUGUCCAUCUCCAAGGAAAUAAAGAAGGAGCACCAGAGGGUUUUCACUCCAUCAGUUAUCGAACCAUCUUUUGGUAUUGGGAGGAUAAUAUACUGCCUCUAUGAGCAUUCUUUCAACACCAGACCUAGCAGAGAUGGUGAUGAACAAAUGAACUUUUUCAGUUUCCCUCCUCUCGUAGCUCCUAUCAAAUGCACGGUGUUUCCAUUGGUUCAGAAUCAACAAUAUGAGGAAGUUGCGAGGCAAAUUGCUAGGUCACUGACUGUGUAUGGGAUCUCGUAUAAGAUUGAUAUAACAGGUACAUCAAUAGGGAAAAGGUAUGCAAGAACAGAUGAACUUGGAGUUCCCUUUGCCAUUACAGUGGAUUCAACAUCCUCAGUGACGAUCCGUGAAAGAGACAGCAAGCAGCAGAUCCGUGUGAAUGUGGACGAAGUAGCAUCUGUUAUUAAGGAGGUAACUGAUGGGCAAAGCACAUGGGGUGAUGUGUUAUGGAAAUAUCCUACUCAUUCUUCUUGAUCCCCUGAAUUGAGAAUGUUUAUUAGCCUUAUUGGUUUCUUCCAAUUUUACAAAUUGCUUGACAAUCAUACAUCAAAAGUGACAGUAAAUACUUGUGCUAUGAGAGUACUUGUACCAUUCGGUCCCUUAAUUUAUCUUCCUUCUUUGUGGUCUA
Molecule: messenger RNA, 2261 nt
Organism: Solanum dulcamara
Lineage: Eukaryota; Viridiplantae; Streptophyta; Magnoliopsida; Solanales; Solanaceae
Product: glycine--tRNA ligase, mitochondrial 1-like
Exons: 9
Coding region: 242-2107 (621 amino acids)
Biological process (GO): mitochondrial glycyl-tRNA aminoacylation
Cellular component (GO): mitochondrion; cytoplasm
Molecular function (GO): ATP binding; glycine-tRNA ligase activity
Source: RefSeq, a predicted model, not a curated record